Messenger RNA from Sphaerulina musiva SO2202, 1605 nucleotides. Its product is annotated as MFS transporter. NCBI's taxonomy places the organism in Eukaryota, Fungi, Ascomycota, Dothideomycetes, Mycosphaerellales, Mycosphaerellaceae. The transcript is spliced from 5 exons. The record is from RefSeq and is a predicted model, not a curated record. Bases 1 to 1605 code for a protein of 534 amino acids. Gene Ontology annotation, molecular function: transmembrane transporter activity. Gene Ontology annotation, biological process: transmembrane transport.
AUGCCAGUAGGGAUUAACAUCACUAUGAGCAGGGUGAAUGAGACCAGAGCCACCAGCAGCGCCGGGCUGAGUAAUGGUGACCUACCCUUCGAUCUCGAGGCGACUGGAGAAGAGCAAGGCUACAUUCUUGAUGUCGAAGUGCUGAAAAACGUUGCACCAAACUGGGAGCAAUAUCAGCUCACACAAGACGGUCGUACGGUCCUCAUUCCUCAGCCGACCACGGAUGUUGACGAUCCGCUGAAUUGGACGUGGACGAAGAAGCAUAUUGUUUUGCUGGUCGUUGCGGCGACGUCCUUUUUGCCCGAUUAUGGCAGUGCCACAGGAGCUGUGACACUGCUCCCGCAGGCAAAGAUAUGGAACCUGCCUGAAGAUACCGUAAACCAUUCACAAGUAGGAAAUGUGUUCAUGGUCGGUGCAGGAGCUGUGGUCGUGGUCGCUCUCUCCGCAUUCUUCGGUCGUCUCCCUAUACUGUUCUGGUUCACCGUCAUGGCAGUAUGGACCGCAGCAGGCUGUGCCGUGGACAAUGGCUUCGACACCUUCAUGGCCUUUCGCAUCCUGAACGGCUUCUUCUCGACCGUAGCCCAAGGCGGCGGCAUGAUGUUCAUCAAGGAUAUGUUCUUCGUGCACGAGAGAGCUCGGAAGAUCAACAUCUGGGCCAGCUUCGUCAUCCUAUCGCCAUACGCUGGUCCACUCAUUGCAGCGUUCAUCAUCGAAAAACACAAGUGGGAGCUCGCAUUCCAGAUCUACACCAUCAUGACAGCACUCUGCCUACUGGCAAUCAUCUUCUUGGGCGACGAGACCUUCUACCACCGCAAAAUUGCCGCUGCUGAACGCCCUGUGCGUCAGCGAGGAGUGGCCGGCCAAAUCUCCCGCUUGGUCGGAGUGGAACAAUUUCGUACUCGGCACCUGCGAAACACGUUUGUACAAGCGUGCAUGCGAUCGGUACACGUCAUGCUCAAGCCGACCGUCUUCAUCAGCUGCGUCUGGUAUCUGUUUGUGUUCGCCUGGGUAGUCGGAAUUAACACGUGCUUGAGCAUGUUUGUCACUCCUCUCUAUAACUUCGGACCACGCCAAAUCGGAUUCUUCUACUUCACGCCCAUCAUCGCAGCCACCAUUGGCGAGAUUGUCGGUCGAUGGCUACACGACUUCCUCGCGGACUGGCACAGUCGACGAAGUCCCGGCGGCAGACUGAAGCCCGAGUACAGACUCACCGCCAUCACCUUCGCAACGCCCUUUAUGGUCGUGGGCAUCAUCGUGCUCGGGUUCGCAUUAGAAGAAGGCUACCAUUACAUGGUCGCCGCUCUCGGGUGGGGACUGUUUGUCUUUGGCAUCAUGGUCAGCACGGUGGCCAUCACGUCGUACAAUCUCGACUGCUAUCCCGAGGGGUCCGGUGAGGUGGCUGCAUGGCUGAAUUUUGCGCGAACGGCGGGAGGUUUCAUCAUCUCGUACUUUCAAGUGCGAUGGGCAAAUGCAAUGGGCACGAAGAAGAGUUUGGGAAUUCAAGCUGCCGUGGUCUUUACUGCGUGGUUCCUGAUCCUGUUCUUGCAGGUCUUUGGAGAAAAGUUGAGGAAGAUGUCUGGGCCUCUGAGAUUCAAGACUGACUGA